Messenger RNA from Carcharodon carcharias (great white shark), 3897 nucleotides. RefSeq names its product sentrin-specific protease 7-like. Lineage: Eukaryota; Metazoa; Chordata; Chondrichthyes; Lamniformes; Lamnidae. Gene Ontology annotation, cellular component: cytoplasm; nucleus. Gene Ontology annotation, biological process: protein desumoylation. The transcript is spliced from 24 exons. Bases 560 to 3691 code for a protein of 1043 amino acids. Gene Ontology annotation, molecular function: SUMO-specific endopeptidase activity. The record is from RefSeq and is a predicted model, not a curated record.
UGAGGAUUCCUUCCUUCCUGCCCUGAGAGAGAAGGCGGAAAGAGAGAGAGAGACAGAGAGAGACUGACAGACAGGCCGAGCUGCUUCGGUUCUCCUGUCGUUUCUUUAUUAUUAAAGGAGGAUCGGGGACAGCCAGGCCCAGGCCCAGGCCCUGGCUCUAGGCCGGCUGUGGUGGCUGUCCUGUCCCUGUCCCUGUCCCUGUCCCUGCCCCCGGCUGUGGGCGCCCGCGGCCUGUGGGCGCUGAUGUGACCGUUACUGAGUUUCCUGCCAGCAGAUGGGUUGAAAGCUGCGAGCCCGGGCCGCUCAGCUUCCUUAAACCCCUCUCUCUGUUCGUUUGUUUGUGUGUUUUUGUGGUUUUAACUUUCUUAUUUCCCCCCCCCCCCCCCCCCCCCGCAAAAAAAAUUUCCCCAUCCAGUCAGAGAGAUCACUGGGACCUUCACUCUCCAGAAUUCCACAGAUUUACACCAGAUUGGAAUUUGACCUGAAGACUCAUUUGCUGCAGCAUCACCUUGCAGACCUUGGAUGUAGCAUUGCUCACGCAAUCCUGCAGCUGCCCAAAAUGGAUAGACGUAGGGGGUCAACACAACCUGCUGGCCAGGAUGGAUCAGGGACAUUUAAGUCUGGGGGAAGAUUUAAAAUUCCAAAGAAGAAAAAGGUAUCGGAGAUUGACAGUGUAGAGACACAUUCUCCUCUAUCUCGUCUUACUGAUUCCAGAAUUGAAAAUUUAAAAACAUCACAUAAGCGUUUGCCAUUCUCUUAUAAUACUUUCAAUAAAACAAGAAAUCAAGACUCAAUUGCUUAUAAUCAAAGGAGGAACUGCCGUUCAAAGCACAACUUUCCAGGAGAUGAAGUACAACUGAAGGAAGCCAGAAUUGUACUCAGAGAUGUGCUGAUGACAGAUUCAGGAAGACAACAUUUGCUGCACCUUAAAAAGCCAGACUGUAGCAAUGUCGAAAAUACUGACACUUCACAUGCAAAACAUCACACAUCAGCAACCAGUGAACUAAAAGAUUAUUGUCACGUGGAAACCAAAACAUCUCACCAAGAUAGUCAGUCCAACAUUUUAUCCAGCAGGGGAGUGCAGUCUGAGAAGAGAUCAGAAUGUUGUAUUCAGAAACAGAGUGAAAAUUUAACCAGACCGAAGGAAAAUAGCACAUCACCUGGAAGAAAUUCUAAGAAAGAGGCUAAAGGUGUUUUUGGAAAAGAACAGACAGAGAAAGGAGACCAGCUCUGUGGACAGAAUAAAAUAAAUGAAGACAAACCAAAAGAAUCACCUCUUCCAAGCCCCAAGAAAAAAAGAUUAUGCACUGACCUUCAGGAUCAUUGUAGCCAAAGAGACAUUAAUAAUGCUACACCUUCACAGAAGGAUGCUGAAGAUUUGCUAAAGAAAUUGCUUGUAUGUCUAACUUGCAAAGAGCAGACCGAAAAUUGCCAUUGCUUUAGUACGGAUAGCAAUAACGGGCAAGAAAUUGACCCUCAUUUUAUGGAAAUAACACAGCCUGAAUCAUGUCUACAGCAGGAACAACUUUCUCCUUUGGAUACAAAACAGCAAAGCCCCAACUACAGAGACCAACAGUUAGUCAGUGAAGACCCUUCAACCCCUGAUGGGAAUAUUAAUCGAAUGGAAUCUCUGCAUACUCCAGUACUAAAUGAACAGAAAAUUGGUGCAAAAUUCCUGAGCUCACCUAUAUCAAGUAGCCAGAUUAAGCACUUGAAACCCGCAGCAGUUUCAAGUGAGCCAAUUGUGCUUUCCAGUGAUGAUGAAGAUACAGAUAAAGUAGACUCUAGUAUCCAUUGUACCACGUUAACUCCAGAGAUUAAGCACUUACAUCUGGGGAGUAGAUCACUGUCAACUGAGAGCAGUAAAAGAGAGACUAUGCCUGUGCCAGCAAAGCUGGAACCAGAGAAUAUGAAGGAUGCAUAUGAAGUAACUGAGAAGAAUAAGUUAAUCGAAAUGGACUGUUCUUUGGAAAAUAGUACAAUGACGAAAGCAACAUUGGAUCUAACAUUUGCUGCCCUACAUAUGGGAGAAAUUGAGGGAAAUGAACAAGGUUCUGUAAUGUUUGGUCGUGACAAUAUUGCAAUAUCGUUUUCAGAUUUGUCUGGUGUGAACCAUUCAUUAGAACUGAAUACCAUUCACUUAAAGAAAUAUAGUCUGUGGGAGAUUCUGUCUGAUACAGUCUGUGAGAAUCACUCGAUUAUUUUCCUGUGGUUUGCUGCAGAUUAUAUAGAUGAAAUUAACAAACAGUCACAAACCAAUCCUUCAAAACAUGAUUAUAAGUGCAACGAAUUUAUCUUCAUUCAACUUUUCAAACCUUUACAAACAACAGAAACAGCAGCAUUGAAGAAAAUCAUGACUGAUAUAAGUGAAAAGAAUGGAAUUACCGACUUAUGUGAUGUUAUGCCAUUGGAUGAAACUUGUCAGCUAGUGGCUAAAUUUAGUUUGAAGCAGAGCUCCUUCUUGAUGUCGUGCUGCAAAACCCUACAGCAGCAAAUGGAUAUUGCUACGUUGUCACAGGAGUCCCAUUUGUCUCAGGAAGAAAAUGCAAGUCCAGUGAGGCCAAAUAAUUACACCUUGUGUCACAUGUGGAGAAAGGACCAGUACGUGGUCACAAUUGCUUCAAAACAAGAAAAGGAGAAGCACACAUUUAAACAAAGUGGACCAAUUCAGAAAAUAAUAGUAUUCCCUCCUCCACCAACUAAAGGAGGACUUGCUGUUACAACUGAAGAUCUGGAAUGUCUGGAAGAGGGAGAAUUUCUCAAUGAUGUUAUCAUUGAUUUCUAUUUAAAGUACCUUCUGCUAGAGAAAGCACCCAAAGAACUUGCUGAACGUACUCACAUUUUCAGUAGCUUCUUUUAUCGACGCCUGACCCGGAAGGACAAUGCUGGAUCAGAGGAGGCAACUAACCUCUCAAUACAGCACAAGAGACAUCAACGUGUGAGAACAUGGACUCGACAUGUGGAUAUCUUUACAAAGGAUUUCAUAUUUGUGCCUGUUAAUGAAGAAUCACAUUGGUAUCUUGCUGUUAUUUGUUUUCCUGCGUUAGACAAAAUAGUUUAUGAAACUGAUUUAACCACUGAAACAAAGGCAAGCAAGUUACUUUCAAAUCCAUCUUCCACACUGUUAUCUAAUGAUGAGAGGAUGAGUAAAGAACAAGUGUCAUCAUCAGAUGAAUCUGAUGGGAAUACCUUUCAGCAUGCACCGUCACAGGAUUCAGCAGAUAAAAACUCCAGCAGUGUUCCUUGUGUAACUUCUUCAGCGUUGUCCAGCUCCAGAAUUCAGGGAUGUAUAAAGGCACCAAUCAACCUGCACCAACAAAAAAAAAGGAUACUCAAACAGCCCUGUAUUCUCAUUAUGGAUUCAUUAAGAGCAGCUUCACAAUUGCACACAGUGAAGAUUUUACGAGAGUAUUUGCAGAUUGAGUGGGAAGUGAAAAAAAGAGGACAACGCAGUUUCACAGCUGAAAACAUGAAGGGCUCAGUCCCUAGAGUUCCUAAGCAAGAUAACAGCAGUGACUGUGGUAUUUACUUACUGCAAUAUGUGGAGAGCUUUUUUCAGAAACCCAUCACAAAUUUUGAAUUGCCAUUGCAGCUGGAUAAAUGGUUCCUGCGAGAGGAAGUAAAGAAAAAACGGGAGGAGAUACAAGAUUUGAUUCUGCACUUACACAGUCAGCAGAGAACUGAUAGCUAAUGAAUCUGUACACGCAGGACAGAUAGUGUACCGGGUCAUUUCAAAGCUGCUGAUCAUCAAGUAUCCAGAUGUCUUGGAAAUGUGAAGAUUUUAAACGCAACUGUAAAUUUUUGAACCAGUUGACCAAUAAUGUGUAGCACAUUCAGUUUAAAAUAGUUCUGUUUAUAGUGGUGUACAGUUUAAUAAAUUAUACUGCUUUAUGACUU